Dictyostelium discoideum AX4 is the source of this 1065-nucleotide messenger RNA. RefSeq lists its product as hypothetical. The transcript is spliced from 2 exons. Lineage: Eukaryota; Evosea; Eumycetozoa; Dictyosteliales; Dictyosteliaceae. The coding region runs from base 1 to 1065 and encodes 354 amino acids. The record is from RefSeq and is a predicted model, not a curated record.
AUGUCAAGUACAACAAACUCAGUUAAAGGAAAAGAAGUUUUAAAGAAAUUAGGAGAAUUAAUACCAUUAAAUUUAGCAGAGAAAUGGGAUAAUGUCGGAUUAUUAGUUGAACCAAGUAAUACAGAUUCAAUGGAUAUCGAAAGAAUAUUUCUUACUAAUGAUUUAACAGAACCAGUUUUACAAGAGGCUAUCAAUGAGAAAGCAAGUUUCAUAAUAUCAUAUCAUCCACCAUUAUUCAACCAAUUUAAAACUGUUAACCAAAAAUCAAUUUCACAAAGAAUUGCAAUUAAAUCAAUUGAGAAUAGAAUACCAAUUUAUUCACCACAUUCCGCCUUAGAUUCUUGUGAUGGUGGUUUAAACGAUUGGAUUUCAAAUGCUUUAAUUAAAUUAAACUCUGGUAAAGGUAGAUCAAAACCAAUUACACCUUAUCAAGAAUCAUUGAAAUCCACUCAAAAGAUUUCAAUCUAUUUACAUACCAAUCAACCACUCACAGCUGAAAUCUUAAAACAAUUAGAAUUAAAUUCAAAUUUUCAAUUCUAUUCAACUGAUAAAAUUGAAUUAUCUUGUGAUCAACAACAAUUAUUAAUUUUAAUUAAUUUAAUUAAAUCAUUUUCAAAUGAAAUUAAAAAUUGGGAUAUUAUAAAUCAAGAAAAAGUAUUAUCAUUAAAUAAUGGUUCAGGUAAAUUAGUUACAUUAGAUGAUGAUGGAAUUGAUAUUGAUGUAAUUGUAAAAGGAGUUAAAGAAUUAUUCAAUAUUGAAUAUGUUAGAAUUGGUAGACCAUUAAGUGGUGAAUCUAAAAAGAUUAAAACUAUCUCUUUAUGUGCAGGUAGUGGUGGUUCUGUAGUUUUCAAUGCAAAAGCUGAUCUCUAUUUAACUGGUGAAUUAACUCAUCAUGCAAUUUUAGAUGCUUGUGCUAAAGGAAGUUAUGUCAUUGUUUGUGAUCAUUCAAAUUCUGAAAGAGAUUACCUUCCACAAAUUUUAAAACCAAAUUUAGAAAAAUUAUUUAAUGGUCGUAUUAAAGUCAUAGUUUCAAAAUUAGAUACUGAUCCAUUAAAAGUCAUUUAA